UUCGAUUUGGGCCCAGAGAUGGAAGGGCUCCUCGUCAUUGCACCAACUUCCUCGUAGGACAUGCUCAAGUGGCCGAAGAAGCACGCGUCGUCUGUGCUAGCGAACAACCAGGACGAGGACCUGCAUGGCCAGCACGACAAUGGAGCCCCACCGCACACACCACCCACCGCCACCAACAACGGCGGGAGAAGCAAACGCUCCAACAGCUUGUACAACAUGUUCCACGGCAACAAAGACCCUGCCGUCGAGCCUGCGACCGACGCACCCACUCCAAACCGCCACAGCGACGUGCCAUCCUCGAGCAACCAGGACGACAACAACCUCGCGACGCCGUCGCUCCUUCAUCCUGCCCUUCAACCGAACGAGAAGAAACACCCCAACAAGUUCCUCGAAGGCACGAACAAGUGGCUCGAAACGACCAAGCGCCGCUUCUCCACCGCUACUACCACCACUGUCCUUCCUCGGAGCCGCGCGUCCACUGCAACAAACUCUCCGUUGAACGACCGCCAUGUAGGCGAGUAUGUGCACACGGCAGGCGGCGCGGGUGUCGUGGUGGAAGUCAAGUCGGACGGCAGCGCGGUCGUGCGCUUGGUCUCGACCGAGUACGUGAACUGCUCCAUGGUGAUCGUCGAAGUCGGCGGCGAAAUCGAACCGUUGCCAGUGUUGCCGCAGGAUACCGUCAUCACCGCCGACGGCGUCGGCACCGCUGUCGCAUACAACCCCAAGACCAAGGAAUACACGGUGGAGCUUCUGGACCAUGUCACACAAAUGUUUGCGAUCCAUCAAGUCCACGCCAUGGACAACAAGGACAACGACCCGACGUUAUCCCCGCCGCCGCCGUCGUCGGCUGAUCCCGCUUCGGUAUAUCUCGAUUCAGACAACUCGACCGAAUCCCAAUAUGAAGAAAGAAUAUAUAUAUAUACCCAAAAUAUUUGACCUUUGGUGCGGAUUCUUUGCCAAAUCCUUCGAUAUAUCGAUUGUUUCUACUGACUUUUGGAAGUGUCACACUACUUACAGUCCCACACGAAUUCAAUGUUGCGUUGGUCGAACAGUGGAUGAUGAUUUGAUUGGCUACUUGAUUCGUGUUGUGGGUUUUGAUUGGUCGAUAUAUCGAUGUACUUGGUUGUUAUUCUGGUCAAACACUCGAAUUUCGUGAAUAAUUGACUUAUAUAUUGUAGGCGACGUCGCUCCGUUCGAGUUUUCUCCAAAAAGUAGCCAAAGCGACCCCCAAAUUUCCAACUUUAUUGAAAACUCGAUCCACUGGCAGCGUACCGAAGUACGUGGCAGGCCAAGCAGUGUUGACUCAAUAUGGCGACGGUGUCGUGGUCGAGGUUCACCCAAACGGCGGCGGCGAUGUGCUUGUGGUGCACUUGAGCUUUGGGGCGACGGCGUACCUCCAGGCAGAUGCGAUCAAGCAGAGCUUAAAGGCAACCGUGGGGGACCUGGUACAGACCCGGUUUGGCCAGGGAGUGGUCGCGGCGGUGGCGGAAGGGCAUGUGUUCGUGGUGACUGUGGACAAAGAAGAUAUGUAUGUGCACGCGACGGAACUGACCAAGAUCAACCACUCCACUUCGCGCAAGUUUCUGCACUUGUUUAAAAAGUAGUAGGAGCACCGAAACAGUGUACAUUGAAUCGUCUUGAGUCUUAUUGGCCAAAAUGGUUCUGCGUAGAAACGUCGAACAUUACAAAGCUAGCU
Molecule: messenger RNA, 1696 nt
Organism: Aphanomyces astaci
Lineage: Eukaryota; Oomycota; Saprolegniomycetes; Saprolegniales; Verrucalvaceae
Exons: 4
Coding region: 61-936 (291 amino acids)
Source: RefSeq, a predicted model, not a curated record